UGUCUUGCUCUAACCAUGAACAAUUACUAUUCGCUUUUUCAGGAUGACUUGAUUAACCUAUUCACCUAUACUGUCAUGAGGUUGACCCCAAAUGCUCUGUCUGCUGGUGCUAGCUCCUGGUCCUAUUUACGCAAAGGAAGCACUACUUCUAAUGCUUCUGGUUCAUUAUUGGCAAGCUCUACCUCUGUCCUGGACCGGUACUACAGCUCACGGGAUACUUCUCCAGUUGGAGUUCGUAGCUAUCAGGUUGUUAGACCCUUACAGCAUGACAAAUGGUCCAAAGGGAAGGAUGGUUUCCUUGUUACUGAUAUCUGGGGCACAGAAGUUGGCAGCUUGAGUCCCAGCAGUCCAACAAUUUGGCUUAAGCAAACAGAGGAGAGGAUGUAUCUUUGUGCUUUUCAGCAUAGGAGCCUCACCAUAAUUCUUUUCAUUCCCGUCACAUCUGUACACAAUGGGGAGCAAGGGUUAUCGGUGGUGAAGCAGCAAAUUCUGGAGAAUGCAUCACCCAAGAUAUCCAAAGUUGAAGAGAAACUAUCCAGAGGAUGGGUUGGCGAGAAUGCAUAUCAUGUGAGUGGUUACCGCUACUUACUUGUAGACGGUGAUAGAUGCAUCUCUCGGGCAUCUCCACCUGGAAAAGUAACAACUCUUACAAAGGAUUCUUUAGUUGCAAUGAAUAAGCUCCGAGAAGAGGUUGACUUAGAAAAGAGCAGAGCUAAAUGUGAUGGCUCGGACUGCGAUAAAGACCAAGAAAUUUGUAUUAGAGCAAAAAAUGGUGCUUGGGUGAUUUCCCGGUUGACCCGAGGGAAGGAGCUCUAUAUGGUACUUGAGAAAGCCAAUGAGACCCUUCUUUAUGCCUCUGAAGCUGUUGAAAAGUUCAGUGACAGGUAUUGCAGUGGCGCUUUUUCUUUGUAACAGGGAAACUAGUUUUUGGUAAUGCCGAGCAGGGGCAGAGCUAGCAUAGGAUGUGAGGGUUCGGACGAACCCGGUAACUUUGGUCUAAAUCAUGUAUUUGUCUUUAAAAAAAAUUAUUGAAUACGUAUAAAUUAUUUAUUUAGAACCCAGUAACAUAAAUAAACUAGAAUUCCGAACCCACAAGCUUCAAAUCCUAACUCCGCGUAUGUUGCCGAGACACAGUAUGUUGCCGAGACACAGGAUUCAUAGAAAAGCCAUAGCUACAAGUCUUAUGUUGUUGUUAGUUCAAAUAUGUUUGUACUGUUUAUAAAUAAAUAAAAACUUGUUCCUCUCCUCUUCCA
Molecule: messenger RNA, 1253 nt
Organism: Nicotiana tabacum (common tobacco)
Lineage: Eukaryota; Viridiplantae; Streptophyta; Magnoliopsida; Solanales; Solanaceae
Source: RefSeq, a predicted model, not a curated record